Messenger RNA from Lampris incognitus (smalleye Pacific opah), 2377 nucleotides. RefSeq names its product intercellular adhesion molecule 5 (gene icam5). The record is from RefSeq and is a predicted model, not a curated record. Gene Ontology annotation, cellular component: membrane. Gene Ontology annotation, molecular function: integrin binding. The transcript is spliced from 9 exons. Gene Ontology annotation, biological process: cell-cell adhesion. Lineage: Eukaryota; Metazoa; Chordata; Actinopteri; Lampriformes; Lampridae. The coding region runs from base 137 to 2377 and encodes 746 amino acids.
CAAUGGUGGUGUUCUUCUAACGCACCGUAACUGGCACUGGGUCACCAUAAGGACCAGAAGAGAGCCCGGAUUCAUCUCGUCGUGGGCUAGAAGCAGGAGCAUCAUCUUAAAGACACUGAAGCACCCCUGAUCCAGCAUGCUGCCACCGAUGCUGUACCUUCUCAUACUGAUGCUUCGAGACAGCGAGGCUCAACAGACGUGCGAUGACGUCAGCAUCCUCGUGGAUCCCUCCGAGCUUGUGGUGGAAUUUGGACAAUCUGCAGAGAUCAACUGCAGCACCGGAAAAGAGAACGAUGUCAAGCUGCUUUGGAAGAGUCCAGAUGGCUAUGAACUGCAGCUAGAAAAUUAUUUUGUCACCUGGACUGUGACUAACAUAUCAGACUGGAAUCCACAACCUCAGUGUAUAAUAAUCACAUCAGAUGAACUUCGAUGUGGAAAAACACCCUCAAUCACCGUGUACAAGAAUCCAGAAAGUGUCCUUGUGUAUGACGUCAGCUACAGUUACCAGGGGUUGGAGGGGACACAGCUCCAUCUGCAGUGUGACGUCGACAACGUUGCUCCCAUACAAAAUCUCACAGUAACGUGGUACCAGGGGAAUGAAGCCAUCAAGACCGAUGGCUUCUCCCACGCCAACAAGAGCGAAACACCAACUAGCGAGUCCUCAUCUCUGAAACUCAACCUCACCAGAAAACACAACAGAGCUCAGUUCAGAUGUGAGGCUCAGCUGAACUUGGGACGACACGUUAGUGCGGUUUCAUCCGAGCCUUUUACAAAAUCUGUAGAAUAUAAGCCGGCGGUUGAGUGUCCAAGCAGUUUCACCGGUGAGGAGCAUAAUUUCACCCUGAACAUGAUUCGCUGCCAGUCUGAUGCGAACCCCCGUGCCAGUGUUGAAUGGUACCAUCGCGGCAGAAGGGCUAAUGCCUCGGUGCUCUUGAGCAGGACAGAUGCAGGAGAGUAUGACUUCGUAGCCAACAACAAGCAUGGCAGCGCUAACACCACUAUCACAAUUGUGGUGGAAUACCCUUCAAACUUCCCAAACUUGUUUAGCGAGGUAUUUGUGGAUAAGGGGGGCAACGCCUCACUGAGCUGUGAAGCAGAGGGUAACCCCGCCCCGGAGCUCCGGUGGUCCUAUGAUGCUGAGGGACACGAAAAUGUGGGCAACCAGAGCAUCCUGCUUGUUACUGGGGUGACCAGCAACACGACGUACUAUUGCACAGCCACCAAUAAACUAGGGAAGAAACGUAAACAGGUCUAUGUUCAUGUCGAGACCGCCACGACGGCAUCAACAUUGACCACUCCAGCUGCAGAUGUGAUGGCAGAGCCAGCUUGCCCUCUGAAGCUGGAGCCUAACACAGCGGUUGUGAGAUUUGGAGACCAAGUGUCAGUCAAAUGCAGCACAUCGUCCACACAGGCCGUUGGAAUGGGCUGGGAGGCACGGCUGGGAGGCAUAGCUUUCAAACAAAAUGUGACUUCUGUCCUGUGGGAAGUAGAGAAACUGGAAGACUUGACAAUCGAACCAGAAUGCUACGCUACUAUCCAUGGUAAACAGUGUUCAAAGAAGCUGCCAGUGAUUCUUUAUAAAAUUCCAGAUGGUGUGUUCAUAUCACAGUCGAAUCAUACUGGCCCGAUGGUGGAGGGGAUGAUGUACCAGCUGCGGUGUGACAUCAUCAACGUGGCUCCUGUGCGCAGCCUCUCUGUGACGUGGUAUCAGGGGAAGGAUGUCAAACACACAAAAACAUUUAAUUAUGCCACACCGAACUUUAAAAACAUGUCCUCUUCACUGAGUAUCAGUGCCAGUAGGAGUGGUAAUGGGACUCAAUACAGUUGCAAGGCUCAACUGAACCUAGGACCAGAAGGCCCGGCAACUCCCCCGACUGUGACUUCUUUGCCCUACACCACGAUUGUGCACUUUGAGCCUACACUUAUCUGUCCUGAUCGCUAUGAUGUUAAAGAGAAUGCUGUGCACAACCUUCCAUGUGUGACUGAGGGAAAUCCUGAGCCUCUUAUCACCUGGCUCAGAGAUGGAAAAGAGGUGUCUUUGCCAUCACAUGCUCCUGAGAUCCAUGAGCAAAACACCACUGUGGCAGUGGUCCGUGGCAGGAAUGUGUCCCUGGGCUGCUCUGCUGAGGGUAACCCCUCUCCUGACCUCCGCUGGAAAUACUCCCCCGCAGCUAAUAUAAGAGUGACCGAGGGGGGGCGCCACAAGAACAUUAGCAUCACAGCAGCCACGUCUACCAACGCUGGGACUUACAUCUGCGUUGCCAAGAAUGAACUUGGGAAUGUGACAAGACCCGUCACACUGAGGGUGGCGACAGGUAUUAUCACCGUCUCUGUGCAAAAUAGACACAGGAAACACAGGAGGAAAAGCAAUAACUGA